AUGAACCGCACGCCCAACUCGACCUCGACCAUGGUCGCGUACUGGGUCUCAUCGCUCGCGUCGUCGUUCGCCCCGAUCCCCUCGCCGGGUCGCGCCUUCGCCCUCGCCGCUUCCGGGCCACUCGCUUCCUCGUCUUCCUCGUCCUCCUCGUCCUCCUCGUCCUCGGCAUCACCUUCUCUCAACGUUAGCUAUCCGACUCCACCGUAUGCGGCCCCCUUCUACCAUCUCCACCGGGAGCGCGUGUGGUCGCCGAUCUCGGAUAGCGUCGCGGCCGUCGCAGCGCCCUUCGUCGUCUACUGGGCCAUGUCGGCCCUCUUCAUGUUCAUCGACGCACUCGACCUGCGCUCGCUUGACCGGUACCGGAUACACGACCCGGAAGAGGCCAAGACCAAGAACCGCGUCGGCAAGGUCCAGGUCUUGCGCGCGGUGCUGAUACAACAGGCGUUGCAGACCGCCUUGGGUCUGUACUGGCUCGCCGACUUCGACCCGACGCACGGACCAUUCCGCGAUCAUGCAGCCUCGAUCGCGACCUAUGCUGAACGUAUGGCCCGCGUCGUGCGUUUCCUCGUGAUGUCGUCAUCACCAGUCAAGCCGACAUCGCCCAUCAUUGCCGAUGCGGCGCAUUGGCUCUACUGGUGGGGAGUCCCGAUCGUCCAAUUCGUUUGUGCUGCGUAAGUAAACGCUCUCAUGCAUAUGCCAAACCAUCUCACUGACUUCCAUCACCCCACUCUGGUCUUUCAAAGUUUCGUGCUCGACGGGUGGCAAUACGGGUGGCAUCGCUACUUCCACACCAACAAGUUCUUGUACCGUCACGUGCACUCGAUCCACCACCGCCUCUACGUCCCCUACGCCUUUGGCGCGCUCUACAACCACCCGCUCGAAGGCUUCGUCCUCGACUCGCUGGGAGCCCUGAUCGCGGAGAACGUCGUUGGUCUCACAACACGUCAAGCGAUCCUCUUCUUUGCCAUCUCAACAGCAAAGACCGUCGACGACCACUGCGGGUAUUCCCUCCCCUUCGAUCCUUUCCAACUCUUCUUCGCCAACGACGCCGAUUACCACGACGUGCACCACCAGAUCGCGGGGCUCAAGUACAACUUCUCGCAACCCUAUUUCAUCCACUUUGACUGGGUUCUCGGCACACGGCUGACGAGGGAGGAUUACGAAGCCAAGAAGAACGGGCGGGUGCACCCGAGUAACAAAGUCAACGGACCGAACGAAAUUGACGCCCCGCCAACAUCGCAGCGGAAUGGGAUCGCGUUGAAGGACGAAUAA
Molecule: messenger RNA, 1272 nt
Organism: Microbotryum saponariae
Lineage: Eukaryota; Fungi; Basidiomycota; Microbotryomycetes; Microbotryales; Microbotryaceae
Source: the annotation of a GenBank genome assembly